Molecule: messenger RNA, 2964 nt
Organism: Astyanax mexicanus (Mexican tetra)
Lineage: Eukaryota; Metazoa; Chordata; Actinopteri; Characiformes; Acestrorhamphidae
Gene: zbtb35
Product: zinc finger protein 131
Exons: 9
Coding region: 161-1849 (562 amino acids)
Biological process (GO): regulation of transcription by RNA polymerase II
Cellular component (GO): nucleus
Molecular function (GO): protein binding; DNA-binding transcription factor activity, RNA polymerase II-specific; RNA polymerase II cis-regulatory region sequence-specific DNA binding
Source: RefSeq, a predicted model, not a curated record
GCAGGCUGUCGGCGCAGGGGAUUGUGGGAGCUGUAGUCCGGAGCGGCCGCCCUUUUCGGGGAGCGACGAGGCAGAGCGCGGCGAGAGUGCACCGAUCAGGAGAGCAGAAAAUAUCUGCGCACAGGUUCAGAUCCUACACCAGCAGGAAAAGGACUGAACCAUGUCUGAAGUUGGUGACAUUAGAGACCAUGGGCACGAGUUUCCAGCCCACUAUAAAGUCAUGCUGGAUAAGCUGAAUGAGCAGAGACAGCUGGACCAGUUCACUGACAUCACGCUAAUCGUGGAUGGUCAUCAGUUCAGAGCCCAUAAAGCGGUGCUGGCUGCCUGUAGCCAAUUUUUCCACAAAUUCUUCCAGGACUUCACUCAGGAACCCCUUGUGGAGAUCGAGGGAGUGGGCAAUACUGCUUUCCGCCACCUGAUGGAGUUCACCUACACAGCCACGCUGGCAGUAAAUGGGGAGGAGGAGGUGAACGAUGUGUGGAGAGCAGCCGAGUAUCUGCAGAUGCAGGAGGCCAUUAAAGCCUUAAAUAACAGAAUGAAUGGCAUCACCGUACUGGGCAGUUCUUCAGUCCUGGUCGAGCGGAGUAAACCGAAGAAAAGGAAAAUUGCAGAAACGUCCAACGUCAUCACAGAGACGCUUCCCUUGGCGGAGACGGAGACAGUGGAGAUCGAGGUGGAGGUUGGAGAUGAGGCUAUUGAGGUUCAGGAGGCAGGGCUGGAGGAGGUGGUGGAUGCCGGACGAGUAAAUACAGACCCAACCGUUGAGUCCUCGGAUGACUCUGCCCUGGCUCUGCUGGCAGAUAUUACCAGCAAGUACCAGCAGGGGGAGCAGACGGUGCACGUGGUGAAAAAGGGCGAUGAGGAGACAGUGGUUCUGCAGGAAGAGGCGGUGAUGGCCACCAAAACCCUGGAGGGCAUGGAGGUGGUGGAGGUCCAGAUCUCCCAGCUAGACAACAUGUUCCGCUGUGACAAGUGUGACCGCUGCUUUAAGCUGUUCUACCACCUGAAGCAGCACAUGAAGACGCACACCGCGGGCGUGGAGAAACCCUUCAUCUGUAAACACUGCGGCCGGCCGUACGCUCGGGAAGGAGCACUCAAACAGCAUCUGAACACCUAUCACUUCGACGCUGAGGAGCAGUCCCACCGGCAGAAGAAAAAAGUGCACGUGUGUGCAUACUGUAACAAACAGUUUGACCACUUCGGACACUUUAAAGAGCAUUUAAGGAAACACACAGGUGAAAAACCAUUUGAAUGUCCAGACUGUCAUGAGCGCUUUGCCCGGAACAGCACACUAAAGUGCCACAUGUCCGCCUGCCAGAAUGGCUCAGGGGCCAAGAAAGGCAGAAAAAAGCUUUACGAGUGUCAGGUGUGUAGUGAAGUGUUUAACAGCUGGGAGCAGUUUAAGGACCACCUAGUGAUUCACACUGGUGAGAAGCCCAAUCACUGCACCUUCUGUGAUCAGUGGUUCAUGGCUCCACGGGAUCUGGGGGCUCACCUGAGGGACCACCAUGGCUUCCAGGAGGAAGUGGUGAUCGCUGACCCAGCCGCUGUUCUGACAGUGACCAGUAUGGAGGAGAGUGAGGAGCACGUGGUGCUGCAGGGCGGGAUGAGAGUGGAGCAUGUGACUGUGGAGCCGGUGGACGUGGUGGCCGUGGAGGAGGCUGUGGUCGUGGAGGAACACCCUGCGCUCCAGACCUCAGUGGCAGAGGCAGAGGAGACGGUGCUGAUAGAGGUGGAGGAGGAUGGACUGAAGGAACAGACAGUGGAGGUUCAUCUAGAGCAGGUGACGGAAUUAGCGCAGCAAGAGGUCCGAACAGAAGAGGAGAAGAUCCAGACGGGAGUUGUAUGAGAAACACAGUGACGUUGAACUAGUGUGGAAAAGGACUGGCGGACAGAUUAUCCCUUAUAUUUAUUUCUGACACAGGACGAACUGUUUUCCCUCUCUCGUCUGACUGUGAUGCUGCAACAUUGUUACAAUGGCUACUGGUCAUUUUUGUUUUUGCUUUGUUUUUCCUCCAAAUAAUAGCAAUGACAACCAUUUAGUUUACUUUUUUUUUUUUUUAAGCUUUUUUAGUCUUUCAAUUCUCAGAAAGUGUAAGAGAGGACAACUGAUUUCUGAUCUGUUGAAAUCUACAAAUGGUCUGGUUUAGAGUAGCUCUUAGUAGAAAAAGGUCUUAUUUUUGUAAAAUGAGUUUUGUAAAUAUGUGCAUCGAUUAUUUUAGUGUAUGACUGUCUGUAAAUGUUUAAAGAAACAGUUCUGCGAAAAAUCACAUUUACCAAGUUUCCCCUUACCCACAAUGUAAUCAAUCAGCCAAGACAUGUUUGGUCUCCAAAUUUUACUGUUUUGAUUUAACACAGGCAGGCUAAUGUAGCUUAUAGGGCUGUAAUCGGUACGUAUCUUGAAACAGGGGUUGCAAUAUAUAUUAAGAUCACUUAAGCUGCCUUCAGGUGUUCAUUAAGGUGGUCCAGAUUUAUAAAUAUCAGGUUCGCAAUUAAAAACAGCAAAAAUGCCACUAGCUCGCUGAAUGCUGGGGGAUUGUUUCUGUUUUAUAGUAUAUAUAGUGUCCUAAAGCCAUAUGCACAUUAGCCUAGUAGCUCCAGUUUAGAACUAUAUAACUGUCAACAGAUGGGUUAAGACGAAAACUUUCUAUUUCUUUUUUACUGAACUGUUUCUUUAAGUUAAGAUAUAUCUGUGGAAAAAUUGAGUGUGAGUGUGUAAGUGUGAGUGUGUGUGUGUGUGAGAGUGUGUAAGAAAGAGAAUGGAUUGUCUUUUGCUCCAGUGCCUAAUCUCCUGCAGCUGGACUUGGCCCGUCUCUCUCUGUCUCUCAGUGGACAUUCAGACAGCUCAGGAACCUGAAUGUCCACGUCCUCAUCAAUUUUUCAUGGUUUCAGAUUGUUAUUCAUUUGUACAGAGCAAUAAAAUGCUGAAUUAAAUCUUUAAGAGCAUGGCAUGCCCUUUAUAAA